UUGUUUCUCUCUAAAGUUCCUUAUUCUGUCUUCCCCCUCAUUGAGGGGAAGAGGAUGUGAUCACAUGAUCUCCAGCCAAAGGGAAAUUGUGAAAGGGCCCUCACGACAGAAAAGCAGCCAUAAUUGCCUCAGCUCUCAGAGGAGGCUGAGCUUCUGAGAGGACUUGCUGAGUGGACCCAGCCAUCUGUUUGUCCAGCCAACAUGGAACCAAAGCGGAUCAGGGAGGGCUACCUUGUGAAAAGGGGGAGUGUGUUCAACACCUGGAAACCCAUGUGGGUUGUAUUGUUAGAAGAUGGAAUUGAAUUCUAUAAGAAAAAAAGUGACAGCAGCCCCAAAGGAAUGAUUCCCCUGAAAGGAAGCACUCUGACUAGCCCUUGUCAGGACUUCGGCAAAAGGAUGUUUGUGUUUAAGAUCACUACGACCAAACAGCAAGACCACUUCUUCCAGGCAGCCUUCCUGGAAGAGAGAGAUGGCUGGGUUCGGGACAUCAGGAAGGCCAUUAAGUGUAUUGAAGGAGGCCAGAAGUUUGCAAGGAAAUCCACCAGGAGAUCUAUUCGACUGCCAGAAACCAUUGACUUAGGUGCUCUGUAUUUGUCCAUGAAAGACACAGAAAAAGGAAUAAAAGAACUAAACCUAGAGAAGGACAAGAAGAUUUUUAAUCACUGCUUCACAGGUAACUGUGUCAUUGACUGGCUGAUUUCCAACCAGUCUGUUCGGAAUCGCCAGGAAGGGCUCAUGAUCGCCUCCUCACUGCUCAAUGAAGGGUACCUGCAGCCUGCAGGAGACCUGUCCAAGAAUGCAGUGGAUGGUACUGCUGAAAACCCUUUCCUGGACAACCCUGAUGCCUUCUACUACUUUCCAGACAGUGGGUUCUUCUGUGAAGAGAAUUCCAGUGAUGAUGAUGUAGUUCUGAAAGAAGAAUUCAGAGGAGUCAUUAUCAAGCAGGGAUGUUUACUGAAGCAGGGGCAUAGGAGGAAAAACUGGAAAGUCAGGAAGUUCAUCCUGAGAGAAGACCCUGCAUAUCUGCACUACUAUGACCCUGCUGGGGGGGAAGAUCCCCUGGGAGCAAUUCAUUUGAGAGGCUGUGUGGUGACUUCAGUGGAGAGCAACCCAGAUGGCAAGAAGAGUGAAGAAGAGAACCUCUUUGAGAUCAUCACAGCUGAUGAAGUUCAUUAUUUCUUGCAAGCGGCCACCCCCAAGGAGCGCACUGAGUGGAUCAAAGCCAUCCAGGUGACCUCCCGGACUGGGAAGUGAGAUUCACCUGCAGCUCCUCAUCACCCUCCUGAGAGAACCCCACAGAUAAGCUCGGUCCAGGAUCUAUUCACUUCUAGUGACAGAUCAACAAGACAGGGCCCAGGGGUGGGAACUUUUCACCUGUGGGGGUUCUAAAUGUAACUAACCACACACCACGUGAUGUUCACCUGCACCCCGCUGCAUGGCUCACUGAAGUCUCUCUGCCACUCCCUGUUUCCCCCAAGCAGAUGUAGCAAGCUAUGUGGGGUUGGUGCACAGCUUAAUCUUUCCAGACCUCAGGUUCUUCUGGGAAAUGAAGCAAAUCCUUGAAGUCCUCCUAAGCUUAAAACCCAACAGCCCUGUGAUUCUAAUACUCAUGGUCAUCCAGCUGCUGUCCCUUCUUGGCUAAAUCCUGGCCUCCAGAACCAGAGACAACUCUUCCCUUUAAAAUUGUUCCGAAAAAGAGGCAUAAACUCCUUUUGUUCUUUUGCGCCUCCUCCCCUUGCUCUUGGCCACAAGAUUCUGUAUCAAAAUGAGGGAGAUCUCUUGUCUUCCUUCCUCCCUCUACCCAGAAACUUCCUGACAGCCAGCAGUGCAGUGGUGGCUUUUAGGUUGGAGCCUUCUUUCACUUACUAUAGCCUGGCAAGUUAUUAUGUCCUUACUAUGUCUUCUGAGAAAAGGAUCUGAGGAAGCCAGGAGUAGCCGGGCCCUUUGCCAUGCCUUCAAGCCACUCAGAGCAGGCAUAUUCUACUCCCUCUUGAGGCUGUUCUGAGAAGGGUCUAUCUUUGUCCCUUUCAGGAACAUUUCUCUAUCAUUUAUUAUCAUUGGAAUGGGGAACUCCAAGUCUUUGAGAAUGUUGCAUUUGAAUGUUUGGAGAGAAAAAAAAGUGGCCAUAUGGGUUCCCCUAAUGGAUUCUCCCCAUGGGUGAGGGGCCUGAGCAGCUGCCUGGCUAAUGUGUACCCCCAGUCCAAGCUCCAGAGGGUGCAGGGGCUGGACCACAGGCAGGCAGCUUGGAUGAUGGGUUUGUACAAAGACAGCACUGAAGCACCUAAGUCUAGACAGAGCUAGUGGAGGUAGCUGUCAACAUUGUUCAGUGUUUUCAGUUCUCCAGUUAAUGAUGCUGUGGUUGCUCCUGAGCUUUAAGAAUAAGCUGUAGCAGCUCCUGCUUGGCUGUGAGGGAACCUCAUGAACCCAUUUUCAACCAAAGUAAUCUGACCUAAAUUCAAAUCGGGUAACUGUUUCCAAUUUUUGAUCAUGUCCACUAACCAGUGAUUCUAAUCCAAAACUGAGGAGUACACCAGGGAUGUGUGUGAAGGUGUAUUUCCCAAUUUCAGAUUUUUAAUUUUAAGUCCCUAGUAAGGAAAGAAAAGUAGAAAAUUCUUCCUGAUUUUUCAGCUCUCUUUCCUCCUCCAAUUUCACGUAAUAUCCAUGAGUCUCUUCCAACUCCCAUUGUUUUAUCAAUGGCCUACAGAUAAAAGAGUACCUUUUCCUGAUUCUGUAGUAAACUGUUUUCUUAGAACAUUCACAGUAGUUUUUCUACACUCAAUGUUA
Messenger RNA from Pteronotus mesoamericanus, 2784 nucleotides. RefSeq names its product pleckstrin (gene PLEK). The coding region runs from base 202 to 1254 and encodes 350 amino acids. Gene Ontology annotation, biological process: actin cytoskeleton organization; intracellular signal transduction. The transcript is spliced from 9 exons. Lineage: Eukaryota; Metazoa; Chordata; Mammalia; Chiroptera; Mormoopidae. Gene Ontology annotation, cellular component: plasma membrane. The record is from RefSeq and is a predicted model, not a curated record.